AUGGCGGCGCGAGUGCUAAGGAGCCGGGGAGGGGCCGUCGCCACAGCCACGGCCCCUCGCUUCACGCCGGGCCUCAGGACUGUGGCCUCAUCCCCAAACAGACCCCGUGAAGACAGCUGGCUGAAAUCCUUAUUCGUCCGUAAAGUCGACCCGAGGAAAGAUGCCCACUCCAACCUCCUGGCCAAAAAGGAGACCAGCAGCCUGUACAAGCUCCAGAUUCACAACGUGAAGCCGGACUGCCUGGAAGCGUACAACAAAAUUUGCCAGGAAGUGCUGCCCAAGAUCCAUGAGGAGAAGCAUUACCCCUGCACAUUGGUGGGGACGUGGAACACGUGGUACGGGGAGCAGGACCAGGCCGUCCAUCUCUGGCGGUACGAGGGAGGCUACCCGGCCCUCACUGAGGUCAUGAACAAGCUCAGAGAAAAUAAGGAGUUUUUUGAGUUCCGCAAGGAGAGAGGGAACAUGCUGCUGUCUCGCAGGAACCAGCUUCUGCUGGAGUUCAGCUUCUGGAAUGAGCCCGUUCCCCGGCCGGGCCCCAAUAUCUACGAGCUGCGGUCCUACCAGCUCAGACCAGGAACGAUGAUCGAAUGGGGCAACUAUUGGGCCCGGGCCAUCCGCUUUCGCCAGGACAAUCAGGAAGCCGUCGGAGGGUUCUUCUCUCAGAUCGGCCAGUUGUACAUGGUGCAUCACCUGUGGGCAUACAAAGAUCUCCAGUCCAGAGAAGACACACGGAACUCGGCCUGGAACAAACACGGCUGGGAAGAACUCGUGUAUUACACAGUGCCCCUCAUUCAGGAAAUGGAGUCCAGGAUCAUGAUACCGCUGAAGAUCUCGCCUCUUCAGUAAAGCUGGGAUUGACUUCCUUGUGCCUACUUAGGUCUAAGUGACAAAUAUUUGUCUUCAGUUAAUUUGGUGGUAUACCCGGAAUAUCAUGGUGAGAAAGUAGCAUCGCAAUGUGAAACUGCUGUGUGUCGCUUAUCAAAGAGUGAGAGAGAGAGAGAGAGGUGCCUCUUUCCUCCAGAGUCUAAAUAGCAGUGGGCCCCAAAGAAAAAUAUCCCGGGGUUCCAGGACUUGCGCUCCCCCCCACCCCCAUGGCCAACAGGCCCGUCUCCAGUGGGAGGCUGGAACAUGGCGAGAAUCGGAGCCACCUAAAAUUAGAAUCCAAUCGGGAACCCAACCUCUAUCCAGUUUUCUCUAGUAGGGGAGCGGCGGCGGCAAGCCCGACCCCACGGACAUCCCACCGGCCGCUGCCAGUUCUGGGUGCGCCAGGCCACGCGGUUCUACCCCGGCCUCUCUGGGAGCCGCUCACACUACGCGCGGGCGCAUCACCCACUGUGACAUCUCCAGAAAAGUUCCGGAUGGAUAGACGCCGGUAACAUAUCCCUUCCCCAGCUGGGUGGCGGUCAGUCCGUGCAUCCAAGAGAGUUCCAUCCUGGGAGAAACGAGUUCCAUCCCGGGAGAAACCGAUGCCGAGAUGCAAAAUAUCCGAUCUCUAGGCUGGGCUCGGAUCUGUGUGGGCAAAAUGUCACCCCCGCCCCCAGCCCGCGUUGGACCAGGGAAGGAGCCGGAGGCACAGCAUGGUCUGGGGUUUGGAAAAGAAAUCCCUUCAAGAGCACUGAGUGUUUCUUUUUAAAUUACAUUUUUCCACAAUCAAAGCAGAGAGAGGCUAAGGGAGGGGUCCGUUUUCCCGGCCUUCGGUGUUGGGAGACCUGCCUUGGCAGACAUUUCCUCAACGGAGCUUGAGAAGGGUGUGUGUAGGCCAAAAGCUCCCCAGGGGACAUGAAGCGUGCGUGUCCUGUCCGUUUCUGUCGGAUUUUGUUUCUGAGUGUUGUGUUCCCGCUGUGUCCGUCAUGAUGUGAAAUCUUGUCGCGAUGAUACGUUACCGUCUUCCCCAGAUAGCUAAAGUAUCGCAGUGUAAAUGACAGCGUGUACAAAUCACAGAACAGAUGUCUAAUUUGUACAUUUGAAUGGUUUUCUGCUAGAGCACAUAAAGUCAAUAAAAUCCCUUUAAUUUUCA
Messenger RNA from Tachyglossus aculeatus (Australian echidna), 2017 nucleotides. It is a transcript of the gene NIPSNAP2, whose product is annotated as nipsnap homolog 2. The record is from RefSeq and is a predicted model, not a curated record. Lineage: Eukaryota; Metazoa; Chordata; Mammalia; Monotremata; Tachyglossidae. Gene Ontology annotation, cellular component: mitochondrion. The coding region runs from base 1 to 846 and encodes 281 amino acids. The transcript has 10 exons.